Messenger RNA from Cajanus cajan (pigeon pea), 964 nucleotides. Its product is annotated as phytohormone-binding protein CSBP. Gene Ontology annotation, cellular component: cytoplasm; nucleus. Gene Ontology annotation, molecular function: abscisic acid binding; signaling receptor activity; protein phosphatase inhibitor activity. Lineage: Eukaryota; Viridiplantae; Streptophyta; Magnoliopsida; Fabales; Fabaceae. The record is from RefSeq and is a predicted model, not a curated record. Gene Ontology annotation, biological process: defense response; abscisic acid-activated signaling pathway.
ACUAUACAUAGACAUAUGAAUACGUGCCAAACGUAGAAAAGAGGCAUGAUAAAGGAAUUCAACACCCAAACAGAGAUCAGUGUUGGAUUGGAAGCCCUCUGGGCAGCUCUGUCCAAGGAUUUCAUAAACAUAGUUCCAAAGGUACUCCCAAAUAUUGUGAAAGAUGUGCAACUCAUUGAAGGUGAUGGAAGGGUUGGUACAAUCCUCAUCUUCAAUUUUUUGUCUGAUAUAUCCCCAAGUUACCAGAGGGAGAGGAUCACAGAGUUUGAUGAGAUUUCACAUGAAAUUGGGCUGCAAGUGAUUGAGGGAGGUUAUCUGAGUCAAGGAUUGUCAUACUACAAAACAACUUUUCAAUUAUCUUCAAUUGAAGAGCAAAAGACUUUGGUCAAGGUGAAAAUCUCUUAUGACCAUGAAUCCGACAUAGAAGAAAGGGUCCAACCUACCAAGACAUCAGAUUCCACUAUACUCUAUCUUAGACGCCUAGAAAAAUAUCUGCAGUUAAAUGGUGCUUGAAGAAAAAUAAUAUUUAUUGUAAUAUUGUCUUAUAUUAUUUUUAUUUUUAAAUAUUUUAUAGAAAAUAGUUUUUUUGAUGCUUUUACUAUUUUUCUAUAAAUAUUCAAAAAUAAAAAUAAAAUAAUAUGAUGUUAUUAUAAAUAAGUGCCGAAAAUAAAAUCUAUUUUCUGAAACCAAACAUGUCUUAUGGUGUGUUUAGUUUCACGUUUCCCGGGCUUGACUCACGCAAACGACGUGAAAAUAAGACGCUAUAACUUUUUACUUCUGCGUCAAAUCGGUUAAAACGUGAAUCGAAAACGUGAAUCCAGACAUGCACUUAGUAGGCUAGUAUUGUAAUAUUAGUAAUCUGGGGCUUGUUGCUGUACUUGUAUCUUUGGUUUUGGAGAAUAUUGUUUUACUUUUUCCAGACAGGAAAUCUAUAUAACAAUAAUGUUGAUUUGUUUCUGAACCA